This is a messenger RNA of Aplosporella prunicola CBS 121167, 1425 nucleotides long. RefSeq lists its product as uncharacterized. Gene Ontology annotation, molecular function: zinc ion binding; DNA-binding transcription factor activity, RNA polymerase II-specific. The record is from RefSeq and is a predicted model, not a curated record. Gene Ontology annotation, biological process: regulation of DNA-templated transcription. Bases 1 to 1425 code for a protein of 474 amino acids. NCBI's taxonomy places the organism in Eukaryota, Fungi, Ascomycota, Dothideomycetes, Botryosphaeriales, Aplosporellaceae. The transcript is spliced from 3 exons.
AUGCGUCAGGACAUCCGACAAUGUCCGGUCACGCGCCAGAACCGCAACGUACCCCCGCCUUCUGUAGAGCCCGAGCCUGACACGGCCAACGGACAGCCUCGUCGCCGGAUCGCUGUUGCUUGUGCUAGAUGCAGGAAAAGAAAGAUUCGCUGUAGCGGCGACCCCGGAAACAACACCGGCUGCCAGAACUGUCGGGCGGCUGGGGCCGACAUCAACCAGUGUCAGUUCAACAGAGUUGGCUCCUUUGCGCCGACGGGUCCUGUUUACAACUACCCUAACGCAGUGGCGUCCAGCCCAAACUUGCCUUUGACCAACAGUUACCACGGCUCGACGGGAAGCUAUCCGCCGCACGACAAGGGAAUCUUGAUGGCAAGAGCAUACCAACCUUACAGCGCCGUUGCUUAUAGCGACGAUUCUCCGAUCGAGUCUUACGGAUACCAGACUCCAGCACCACUGCCAGCCAACGAUGUCUUUGGAUCUUUCUUCGGAGCUCCGGAUACUCUCCGCCAGUGGAACACGAUGGACCAGAAGCCGGCGCCUACAAGUAACGGUAUGUGUCUGGACCAGGCCAACCAAGGCUCGUACAGCAGUGCGCAGCUGCCAUACUUGAGUACGCCUGUUACCCGCCAACCGGCUGUUACUACCGAUAGCAUGGCGGCAUUUAGUAUGAACUCGCUGCAGUCCUCGCUCAUGCCUGCGAUGACGUCUAUUCCUUCAAGCCUUGAGACUCGACACCUGCCGGUUCCUACGGCGACAAGAAUGCCAUCUCAGAUUCAGACCGAACUUCCACUUCGGACACUAGCCUCUUCGGGAACACCCAGCGGUAGUGGAAUUGGCAUCAACGGCAGCUACACGAAGGCGGCGAUGGUGUGGAACCUCGACAACAAUACGCAAGACGGACGUCAGAGUUCGAGUAACGGUCACAGCAGCGAGCUGAUGCCCGCGCCGUCUCUCAAAUCGUCGACUUCCUCGAUGCAAGACCCCAACGUCGUGAGCUACAUACCGAUCACGACAGCGAGCCCAGACAGCUCGAGCAGCUCCGGCUCCGGCACCGUGUACACGCCGGCCUCGAAUACAUACACGCCGGGCUCAGUGCCGCUAGACGAGAAGUUCCCGAGCGGGGUGCGCACGCCGCCACCGACGGAGCCGCCGACAAGCAGCAGCGCCGUGCGCGAAGACGCCCAGUCCAGCCUCCUGUCCCGCUCCGACUCGUCCUCCAACCUCUACGCGUACAGCGCCGCGGGCUCGAGCAAGCGCGGCGCCGGCUCCAGCGCCGAGCAGGCCCAGACGGACGGUGCGCUCGUCAGCGGCCAGCGCUAUGCCCCGCUCUCGCAGCCCCAGCCCCAGCAUAACAUCAGCAUUGAGAGCUUGCGCCGCAGCUCGUUUGAGGAUGCCCGCCGCCGCAAUAGUGUCGGCCGCUUGUGA